UUCUCGAUUCCCGUGUUUUCGAUUUAAUUUUCCCGUUCUCGUUGUCGUUAAAUCUCUCCGAGAUUUAUUCAUCGACAUUGCAUUGUUAACCUAAUUGUUUCAUCGAAUUUGUUUGUGUUUUUAGGAAAAUUUGACGAUGGCGACGAAAACGCCUGAAGCACCAGCUUCUGGUUCAUGUUACAAGAAGAAACACGAAGCAUCAAAUAUGCUCGAGAAUUUUGUGGAUUGUUUCGAUGAUUUUGUCCAAGCUUCGGUGGAUCAACACAAGGCUCGCUUUAUAAACACCAUCCGAAAGGUUACCGAGAUUCCAAAAGCGAUUAAAGAUAGAUUUCUUCAUCCCAAGGAGCUGUCCUGCAACCAGUGCAGUCUCUUCGGAAAAUCCUAAUUGAAUUUUAAUUACUAGUUUAGUACUUGAUUAUGGAUAUGCUUGUUUUGUUACUACUGCAAUUGCGGGAUUAUAAAGCUUUUGUUUAGCGAAUGAUGAUUUCAAUUGACAAAGGUCGUUUUUGAAAAUUUAAGUAUCGUAUUGUUAUGCUGAUGCGAUAGUAUUGUGCAUGCUGUCGUUACCUGAUUAUACAACUUUAUUCUGAUAAUAUGUUCUGCAAUUUGAAUUUAAAACUAGAUAGCAUACUGAUGAAUUUUGCUUAUCUGUUCUUUCUGAUAGACAUCAAGAAAUAUUCAGCUACUGAGUUUUGUUAAAUAAUGCAAUCGAUUCCAGGUGAGCACCUUUAAGAAUCGAUGAAUUUUUCUGACAUGACCUGAGUAGUUUUUAGAAAUGACAUAGACUAUUAUCACUAGGAAUCAAAAUAACUGGAGCCAAGAGAAAAUAGAAAUUAGUUGUUAGGACAUGCUAAUCUCAGUGACUCUUCUUUUGUUUUCUACUGGGAAUAAUAGUACUCUUAUCCUAACUUCAGAUUCUCCUGGUCCCUCCUACCAUUAUGUGGCUUCAAAUUUUCCUCUCUAGCCCUUAAUUUCUUUAAUGAAUCCAUAAUCCGAUUAGCAAAAUCUGCGAAUAUUGAGACUUCUGACAUAUUUUUAGUUCGUACAGACCAAGAUUUUACUAUUGAUCAUGGCACUCUGAUGUAUUUUCAUGAUUUGCCUAGAACUGCAAUAACUUCCCGCCAUAUUUGUUUUUUGAACUCCUGGUAAAUAUCUCGAUGAAAAAGGAGAAUAGCAGAGACAAUAUACUGCUGAGCUACUCAGCGCGAAGGACAGUGGAAGGUCGUAGCGCUUUACCAGUUGUAAGCUCAGAUGAUAUUGACUUUGAAGAUGUCUUUGGAGGUCCUCCAAGGAGGUUUUCAUAUCAUGAGACAACAAGAUACAGUUCAGAUGGAACAAUGGAUGGUAUAGAAACUGCGAGGUCUCGUAGUUUGAGUAGCGGAACACCAGUGUUUGGGGAAAGAAGUGGUGUGAACAGGAGGACUCAGCAGAGCAAUAAGUUUUUUGAUGACAUAUUCCAGGGUGUCAAAUCUAGGUCCGGCUCUGGCUCAGCCAUUAUGGGGCUGUCUGAGCCGUUUGGGACUUCACUUCCUGCCCAAUUCAGCCUUCCUUCUGCAACAUUGAACAAAGAUGUUGACAACACGACAUUAGCAUCGACUGGGAAUUUUAGAAAGAAAGAAGAUACUUCAAAUGGAAUCAGUUCCUCCAAAUAUUCUCUAUCCAGAUUCUCAAGCCAAGCUGAGCCAGGACAUGAUUUAACACAAUCUAAUCGUCCAAGACCAACUUCAGAUUCUGUAUCUCCAAGAAAUAAGGAAUCAUCAUAUGUGACCAAGUCUGAUGAUGUAGGCUUAAAGAGGAGUGCAAAAAGAGAUUCAGAUAUCACGGAAGCUCCAAAUGGUAUUGAACAUUCUCACUUCUCCAUAUACAAUUGGGCAGGUGGAGAAGCACCUCUAGUGAGGCCUUCUGCUGUUGGAAUCGGUUUAGAAGUCGAUGAGAAUCCUAGCUAUCUGCCUGAGAUAAACAUAUCCGAGAAAAUCAAAAAGGAGGUCCCUGUGGUCACUGAUAAAACCCCCAAACCAGUACCUAAGACUUUAGCACAAGAUGAUGAAGAAAUCACUACGAAGACAGGAGGAAAAGUAUAUGAGGCGAAAGCAACCAAAAAGUCCGGUUCAAAUGUUGGCACCAGUAAUAAUGUAAAGAAAUAUGACGAGAAAAAAAUUGAUUUAAACAGUACUGAAGUGAACAAGGGAAGCACUCAGAGAUCAUCAAAAAUUCCCGAAGGAAAUGUCAAGAGAAGCGGAGUUAGGGGAAAGGUGAAAAACUUUGUUAAAAAGUUCAAUCAAGAAACUAGUUCAAAGCCAAAGAGUAACCUUGGUUCUGGAAGUCAGAGUUUUAGAUCCGAGAGAAAAGCUAAUUACAUAGAAGUUGAUAGCUCAAAUCUUGGUACAUCCAAUAUCGAUGCAGUGAUGCAAUUAUCCAACUUAAACGCAAUGCUAGAUGCUCUCUUUGAGCUGGAUGAAAAUGUUGAACAGCCAGAAAAACAUCAUUCUCCAAUGAAGUCCACAGUGUUUACAACUAUCAAAACUUCUCUUCUUCAAAAUGAUACUUCACCAAGUUCUGAGUCGAUCCCUGAUGAUUCAGAAGUUAGAAGUGACAAAUUAGACGACCACUUCCAAGCGAAAAACAUGGUGCAAGAUUUAUCUGAUAAUCAGGUCGAGUUUCAGCCAAUUAGCAAGGAUCAGGAGGCUAAUAAGACUUUAGAUGCUGAAAUUCUCAAGUGGUCAACGGGAAAGGAAGGAAACAUUCGUUCUUUAAUCUCAACUCUACAAUAUAUUCUUUGGGCAGAGAGUGGAUGGAAGCCGGUGUCUCUGGUGGAUAUAAUUGAGUUAAAUGCAGUAAAGAAAUCGUAUCAGAAAGUUUUACUCUGCCUACACCCUGAUAAACUACAGCAGAAGGGAGCUGAUCCUCAUCAAAGAUACAUUGCAGAAAAAGUUUUCGAUAUUUUACAGGUGUUUCUUUUCUUGCUGAGGGAUCUGGGAUUUUCUUACAAUGCAUCAAACUAUAUCUAGUCUCAAAAUUUUUUCUGUCUGGUAUGAGUGUAAUCUAUGAAAGUGGCAUGAAACUCGUAAAAGGGAAGGGGUGGAUGAUCGAACCUAAGUUCAUUUCAGCACACAUUUAGGGCUUGAAAUUACCACCUGAGUCAGUCUUGAUGUGAAGCUUUGUAAUAUGAUGUCAUAGUUGUCUUGUUUCUGGUUUGAUGUUACAUGGCUACUAAAAGCCUUUGAGUCUUGCUAGUUCCUUCUUAAUCUAUAACACUCGAGGCCCGGCUUGCUUUUCUUG
Daucus carota subsp. sativus is the source of this 3279-nucleotide messenger RNA. RefSeq names its product J domain-containing protein required for chloroplast accumulation response 1. The transcript is spliced from 11 exons. Gene Ontology annotation, biological process: clathrin coat disassembly; clathrin-dependent endocytosis. Gene Ontology annotation, molecular function: clathrin binding. NCBI's taxonomy places the organism in Eukaryota, Viridiplantae, Streptophyta, Magnoliopsida, Apiales, Apiaceae. The record is from RefSeq and is a predicted model, not a curated record. The coding region runs from base 1158 to 3008 and encodes 616 amino acids. Gene Ontology annotation, cellular component: cytoplasm; vesicle; intracellular membrane-bounded organelle.